This is a messenger RNA of Sinocyclocheilus grahami, 3413 nucleotides long. Its product is annotated as mitochondrial Rho GTPase 1-A. Gene Ontology annotation, biological process: mitochondrion organization. NCBI's taxonomy places the organism in Eukaryota, Metazoa, Chordata, Actinopteri, Cypriniformes, Cyprinidae. The record is from RefSeq and is a predicted model, not a curated record. The coding region runs from base 346 to 2475 and encodes 709 amino acids. Gene Ontology annotation, cellular component: mitochondrial outer membrane. The transcript is spliced from 21 exons. Gene Ontology annotation, molecular function: GTPase activity; calcium ion binding; GTP binding.
GAUCCGUGUUUGUCAGUAGCUGCGUUCCGUAGUUACCGGUUAUUGGAGGUCAGCCGUUUCUGGCGUGAGCUUGAAAUGUGAACCGAGAAAUGUUAUGAAGUGAAUCUGAAGAAAGAAAGCAAGCAGUGCCUUCAUAGAUGCGGAGUCGCGUUGUCUCACUGGCAUGAAUGACCUGUGUGUGUAAAACUGGUGUGAGCAGAGGCUUUAUUCAGACUGACACAGGCAGGAGUUGAUCCGUCCGUUUUGCCCUACAGAGGCCUGCGCUAUUGCAUAUAGCUGCAGGAUCAAUGAUCUACGACAAAGCACUCGUUCGGUUUUUAUUUUGAUCACAUCAAAGUUGCAACGAUGAGAAAGGACGUGAGGAUAUUACUUGUCGGUGAACCCAAAGUGGGGAAGACCUCCCUGAUCAUGUCACUCGUCAGUGAGGAAUUCCCUGAUGAGGUUCCUCUCAGAGCUGAAGAGAUCACUAUUCCUGCUGAUGUCACACCUGAGAGAGUGCCCACUCAUAUAGUGGACUAUUCAGAAGCAGAACAGUCAGAUGAGCAGCUUUACCAAGAAAUAUCAAAGGCCAAUGUUAUAUGCAUCGUAUAUUCAGUAAACAACAAGAAAUCAAUCGAAAAGGUGACGAGUCAUUGGAUUCCCCUCAUCAAUGAAAGAACAGAUAAGGACAGCAGAGUACCAUUGAUCCUGGUGGGGAAUAAAUCGGACCUGGUGGAGCACAGCAGCAUGGAGACCAUCCUUCCCAUCAUGAACCAGUACUCUGAGAUUGAGACCUGUGUGGAGUGUUCAGCCAAAAACCUGAAAAAUAUCUCAGAGUUGUUCUACUACGCCCAGAAGGCUGUUCUGCACCCGACAGGACCGCUGUACUCUCCAGAAGACAAAGAGAUGAAGCCUUCGUGCAUCAAAGCACUUACUCGCAUUUUCAAAAUAUCAGACCUGGACAAUGAUGGCAUUCUAAAUGAUAAUGAGCUUAAUUUCUUCCAGAGAACUUGUUUUAACAUACCCCUGGCACCUCAAGCCCUGGAGGACGUGAAGAAUGUUGUGCGGAAAAAUAUGUCAGAUGGCGUAAAAGACAAUGGCCUCACACUGAAGGGUUUCCUGUUCCUUCAUACACUUUUUAUUCAGAGAGGAAGGCAUGAGACCACAUGGACUGUGCUCAGGAGGUUUGGUUAUGAUGAUGACCUGGAGCUGACCCAGGAAUACCUGUUUCCACUGUUAAAAAUACCUCCAGACUGCACCACAGAGCUGAACCACAACGCCUACCUCUUCCUCCAGAGUGUCUUUGACAAGCAUGACAAAGAUCGAGACUGUGCCCUGUCUCCAGAUGAGCUGAAGGAUUUGUUCAAGGUCUUUCCCUACAUGCCCUGGGGUCCCGAUGUCAACAACACAGUUUGCACCAAUGAGCAGGGCUGGAUCACUUACCAAGGCUACCUUUCUCAGUGGACGCUAACAACAUACCUAGAUGUGCAGCGAUGUUUAGAGUACUUGGGUUAUCUUGGUUACUCCAUUAUCCAAGAACAGGAGUCACAGACAGCUGCUGUCACAAUUACGAGGAAUAAGCGCAUCGACCUGCAGAAGAAACAGACCCAGCGCAGUGUUUUCCGCUGCAAUGUCUUAGGAGCUCGAGGCAGCGGUAAAAGUGGCUUUCUGCAGGCUUUUCUUGGCAGGAACCUUGCGCGUCAGAAGAGGAUAAGAGAAGACCACAUGUCUUACUAUGCCAUGAGCACCACUUAUGUUUAUGGACAAGAGAAAUAUCUGCUUCUGCACGAGGUGCUGCCGGACUUUGAGUUCCUUUCUGAGGCUGAUCUGGCUUGUGAUGUUGUUUGCUUGGUGUAUGACAUCAGCAACCCGCGUUCUUUUGAGUACUGCGCUAAAGUCUACAAGAAACACUUCUUGGACAGCAAGACACCCUGUGUGAUUAUUGCUGCCAAGUCAGACCUGCAUGAAGCCCGUCAGUACUACAGCCUGUCUCCGCUGGAUUUCUGUCGGAAACACAAGCUUCACCCGCCGCAGAUGUUCACCUGCAACACAGACGAAGCACCCAGCAAAGACAUCUGUACCAAACUCACCACUAUGGCAAUGUAUCCCCAUGCCAAGUUACGCUGCAUGUGCAGUUGCAACAGGUGCACCUAUUGCAUCUGUCACAACCUCCUGAAAUCUGAGCUGGUGCGCUCGGUAAAGGCCAAACUCUACAGUGCUGUUCUGAACAGGUUGAGGCCUUUUAUACAAGAUGUGGGCACGUUUCUGUUGACUGAUGAGGAGUCCAGCCUCACCCAUCAGGUUCAUGCAGUCAGCUUUGUAGAGGACUCGAUCUACAUGGAGUCGUCUGUCGACCCGUUUGUGCCCGUUUGUAACAGACACAUGACCCAAGCUGACCUGAAAAACUCUACGUUUUGGCUGAGGGCGAGUGUCGGUGCCACCGUGUUUGCUGUUCUUGGCUUCGCCAUGUACAAAGCUCUCCUCAAGCAGCGGUGAUCAGUGCAUCUGGCAUGUUACAGCAACCCCGGCCCUCUGAGAAACUACAAAACCCAUGAUCCCUCAUCCCAUCCUUAUUUCAUUUAGGAGAGAAGAUUCCUAGUAAUAGUUAGCUACAUUUUGUAUAGUUAAACCUGCCUUUCCCGAACCAAGUGUUAUAGGAACUCACCUCAUCAGCCAUGUGGUGGAACAGGACAUCUACAUUAACGGCGGGAGCUGUAAUCGUGUCCUCUGCUGUUCCGACAUGAGGUUUUUAUUCAUGCACACUGAUGUUUUCCUCAGGUCAGUAUUAAUUGGUGUGACCUAUACUGAAGAGACAGCAGAGAGUGAGGGUUUACUGAUAGGUGACAACACUGUUUAUAUGUGUAUAUAUCUUACUGGACACUCUAAGAUUGUCUCUAGUUAGUGAACAAACCAUAUUUGAACUGUAUCACAUAGAGAUACACUCGUGCUUGUGGGAGAAGCACUGAAACAAAGCCAUUUCUCGCAUGUAAAGGUCAUUUUACUCUUGGCACAUCUCAGCUACUGUAUGUUAAUUUAUUAGCCUUAUUUCUGUCUUUUUUGGCAUUGCUUGAAGCAGUCAUAGUUAUGGAUUCUUUUAUGCAAUAUUAGUUUUUUAUUUUGAUCAUUUGUUUUUUUAUUUUCUACCCAUGGCCUUUGUAAAGAUUAUGCACAGGAAAAAAAAACUUUUAUGUUUAGUAAUGAGAUGGCGUAAAUUGGUUAAUUCCAAACCAGACUAAUAAGAACCUGCUUGCUACAUUAUAAAGACUGUAUGAAUUCUUCCUAACUAACAAUCAUGUAGAGACAACGUCAUGUUUGUUCUAAUGUUUCAGCUCUUAUGCAUAUGUAACUUUCAAUGCAGUUUCCCUGUUCAAAACCAUGGGAUUGUUGCACAUGUGGGUUUUCAAACAUUUACAAUAAAUUAUGGUGUGAAUAAA